UACUCGCCCUUAACCAACAUGGCGUUUCGGAAACGGCGGGCAGGCGACGUCAUGGCAGCCACCAAAAACAUGUCGGACGCAGAGCUCCGGGAAGAGUUACAGGAACUAGGUGUUUCUCCGGGACCUAUCACUGACAGUACCCGAGGGGUGUACCAAAAAAAGCUGCAAAAGUUAAAAGUAGAUGCAGCGAAAGGCAAGAGACAGGAGAGCGGGAGGGCGAGGAGAAGCGAGGGGAGCACGAGCACUAGGACUAGGCGCAGCGAACCCUUAGAAGACAAUGAAGGGGAUUGGGAGGACGAAGAGGACCGGGCCCCUGUGCUGGCGAGGAAGAGCUUUGGAGGGAGGUCGGGAAGAGCAGAGGAUAGGUUUUACUCUUCCAAUAAAAGUGUCCCUGCUCACGUGGAAGACGCGGGACUAUGGAGGAGUGACAGGUCCUCACUGUCAGGGGGGCCUUUAGCUAGUAGCACUGCUGACUAUGGUGACUACACGGGAUAUGAACAUAGAUCUUCUCUGGGAGGGGACAGGCUUCCAAGAACCAAUUUUGAUUAUAGUGGCAGCUUGGAACAGAAGAGCAGGUCCUCCCUGGGAGGGGACAGAUCUACAAGGAUCACACCUGAUUAUGGUGGCUACCUGGGGCAGGAGGUCAGGUCUUCCCUGGGAGCGGACAGAUCUGCAAGGAUCACACCUGAUUAUGGUGGCUACCUGGGGCAGGAGGUCAGGUCCUCCCUGGGAGGUGAAAGAUUCACAAGCAACACCUCUGAUUAUAGUGGUUACUUAGGGCAAGAGGUCAGAUCCUCCUUAGGAGGUAGUGACAGAUUUCCAAAAACCACCUCUAAUUAUGGUUCCAUGGAACGUGAGGUCAUCUCACCCAUGGGAGUUGAUAGAUUUUCAACAACCACUAAUAGAUAUGGUUCCUUAGAACAGGAAGCCGGGUACUCUCUAGGAGGUGAGAGAUUUAAAAGAUCCACUCCUGAUUAUGGGGGCUACCUGGGACAGGAGGUAAGAUUUAGAUCACCAGGUGAAAGGUCAGGCUUGCCUAUUAGUAGGGAUGAGGGUAGACCUUGGCCCAGAUACAAUGAAGGGGCUACAAAGGGCCAGCUUUCCUAUAAGGACUAUCCAAAUCUUAGUCAAGGAAAAUCUGCUCAAAGUAAACCGAAUUGGAGUCGAACUCUAGAGUAUUAUUUAUCAAAACUGGUGCGGGCACUGUCGGUGGGCCUGGUAAUUGUCUUCUUUGGUAUUCUCAUUAUGAAGAGUGGAAUACUUUACAGUACACAACAGGAUGACAUCGAACUCAUUCCUCCUGACUGUGAAGGCAAAGCCGAUAAGUAUUGCCAAACCAUGCAGAAGCAGAUCAUUCUUGAGAUCCUUUCAGAGCUGUAUAAUUUUCUGUCAUUAGAGGCUGGUAGCUUUGAGUGUGGAAAUCCUUCCGAUCUGAAAAGCAAGUGUAUACCAGUUAGAAGAGCAAAGGAACAUGUAAUGAAUGUUUUUGACCAUGCACCAGAGAAAUUUGAUUCUGCUCUAGAUUGGCUGCUGAGCAGGGAUGAGCAUUUAGGCAUUUGGGCAAAAGAUGAAGACGGUGAGAUUGUCGCCACAGGCUCCCUCGUCUCCUGUGUUGAGUCUUCACGCCCCUAUUAUGGAAUCACUUGCCGACUGAUAAAUGCGCUUUACACGGCUAUUUCUAACCUUUUCCUGGCCCUUUUUGUUGUCUUUGUUCUCUGGUUAUUUUUGAUCUACUUGCGCUAUCACUGGAGAAAGGUAGAAGAGGAGCAAAAACAGAUGUUUGCUAUGGUCGAGAAAAUCAUUGAUGUUGUCAAACAUCACUACAAAGACUAUCAGCAUGGAAUCGAACGCAUCCCGUUCAUUGGUAUCUUACAUGUCAGAGAUACACUUAUAAUGCCUCAGGACAGGAAACGUUUAAAAAGUGUCUGGGAUCGGGCUGUGCAAUUUAUUGAAGACAAUGAAUCUCGACUUCGUACAGAAUCCCAACGGGUGGCUGGAGCAGAUUUGCUUGUGUGGCGCUGGACCCAAACACGACAUGACAUUUCCAGUGAAAGAUUUUCACCCACUUUGUUGUCUACAUUGGGCAGAUAGAUGCUAGUUUGAGACCUGAAAAGUAAUGUUCAGCAAUUGUAAGCAAGUUUUUCUGUUAUGGCACACUAGUUGGCUUUUGGGAUUUAUGCAUCCUUGCACUGAAGAAGGGUUUUUGGUAAUGUCAGACAUCUUUUCCACCUUUUUUAACUUGACUUUUUUUUUAUAUAUAUACAUGGCAAUACAUAAAAAUACCUGUGGUGCAGAAUGACUCGCGCUUUGCUUUCUGUUAUUGGGAGCGUUGUACUUUUUUAUGUUUCCUUUUGUACAUUGUAUUUAAAUGUUUUCAUGUAUAACAUUUGUAAUAAUCUGCAGUUGCUUACAUCUGUUUGUGGAUGCCCGACAAGCAGUUCUUUGCCCCAUAGGUCUAUUGAACCUAGCAUUACACUAUCCAAAUUUCUUGGUAACCUAAAAGGUGAUGAACUCAAUGAAAGCUUAUUAUCCCUAACACUUUUGCAAGGCUCUGUGCUAUUCUUUGACUGUAAUUGCUUCAUGAGUAGGAAGAGGGUUGGGGGGAGUGAAGGGGUGGUGCAUGAGAUGUUGUAAUUUGUUCUUGCAGGGGCUCAUGGGAGAUCUAGACACUUGCUGUCUCCUCGCUUGGCUGCUCUCGUUCUGGACAGCAGUUAUUCCUGCACAGCAGAGAUGUUGUUUAUAAGCUGCAGCAGAGAGGCAUAAAAUUCAAUUAUUACAGAAUAACACAAUACCUUCACUGGAUUUAACCAGUGACUUGCCACCGUUCUGUGAUGAAAAUCAGUUUCUUUGACACCAGCCACUAUGUAGAACAAAGAGCUGUUUUGUAUAUGUUAGUCAUUGCUGUAUUUUAUUGUGCUGAAUAAAUGUAUCAUUCUGAGUGCCAGUCUGAAGCACCUGUAUGU
Messenger RNA from Rana temporaria (common frog), 2963 nucleotides. It is a transcript of the gene LEMD2, whose product is annotated as LEM domain nuclear envelope protein 2. Gene Ontology annotation, biological process: nuclear envelope organization; negative regulation of BMP signaling pathway. Lineage: Eukaryota; Metazoa; Chordata; Amphibia; Anura; Ranidae. Gene Ontology annotation, molecular function: chromatin DNA binding. The coding region runs from base 19 to 2091 and encodes 690 amino acids. The transcript is spliced from 9 exons. Gene Ontology annotation, cellular component: nuclear inner membrane. The record is from RefSeq and is a predicted model, not a curated record.